Vitis riparia (riverbank grape) is the source of this 1620-nucleotide messenger RNA. Its product is annotated as acyl-lipid omega-3 desaturase (cytochrome b5), endoplasmic reticulum-like. NCBI's taxonomy places the organism in Eukaryota, Viridiplantae, Streptophyta, Magnoliopsida, Vitales, Vitaceae. Gene Ontology annotation, biological process: lipid metabolic process. The coding region runs from base 95 to 1255 and encodes 386 amino acids. Gene Ontology annotation, molecular function: oxidoreductase activity, acting on paired donors, with oxidation of a pair of donors resulting in the reduction of molecular oxygen to two molecules of water. The transcript is spliced from 9 exons. The record is from RefSeq and is a predicted model, not a curated record.
AGAGUUCUGGCCUUUGCUGCUCAAAGAGCUCUCUCCUGAGGAUAGAAGAAAAGAGAAAAGGCACUAGUUCUUGGUGACUCCACAUCCAUCAUCAAUGGCUGGGGAGAAAGAGCACUCUUUCAAUGGGGAGAGGGCAGGAGGUAAAACUACUGAUGGGGUUGGUGGAGGGGAUGGAUUUGAUCCCAGUGCGCCGCCUCCUUUCCGGAUUGCUGAUAUUCGAGCUGCAAUUCCCAAGCAUUGCUGGGUCAAGGAUCCAUGGAAGUCUAUGAGUUAUGUCCUCAGGGAUGUUGUUGUGGUGUUUGGGUUGGCAGUGGCUGCCAUUUACUCGGACAGCUGGUUGGUUUGGCCACUGUACUGGGCUGCCCAGGGGACAAUGUUCUGGGCAUUGUUUGUUCUUGGACAUGACUGUGGCCAUGGAAGCUUUUCAGACAAUCCUAAGCUGAAUAGUAUAGUGGGGCAUCUCCUGCACUCUUGGAUUCUCGUUCCCUACCAUGGAUGGAGAAUCAGCCACAGAACUCACCAUCAAAACCAUGGUCAUGUUGAAAAUGAUGAAUCAUGGGUCCCGUUGCCUGAGAAAAUAUACAAGAACUUGGACAACAGCGUCCGAAUUUUGAGAUUUACAGUGCCUUUCCCCAUCUUUGCAUACCCUAUGUACUUGUGGCAUAGAAGCCCAGGGAAGAAGGGCUCCCACUUCAAUCCUGACAGUGAUCUGUUCCCAACCAGUGAAAGGAAAGCUGUGCUCACUUCAACUCUGUGUUGGUGUAUGAUGGUUGCUCUGCUUGUUUGCGUAUCCUUUGUAGUGGGUCUUCCCCAAGUGCUUAAGCUCUAUGGGGUCCCAUAUCUGGUUUUUGUUAUGUGGCUGGACUUUGUUACUUACUUGCAUCACCAUGGCUAUGAGCAAAAACUUCCUUGGUAUCGGGGCAAGGAAUGGAGCUAUCUACGAGGAGGGCUAACGACGGUUGAUCGUGACUAUGGCUGGUUUAACAACAUCCACCAUGACAUUGGCACCCAUGUUAUACAUCAUCUCUUCCCUCAAAUCCCACACUAUCACUUAAUAGAAGCGACAAAGGCAGCCAGACCAGUGCUUGGAAAGUAUUACCGAGAACCCAAGAAGUCUGGGCCUAUUCCAAUACAUUUACUCAAGAAUCUAACAAGAAGCAUCAAACAAGACCAUUAUGUUAGUGACACUGGAGAUGUUGUGUACUAUCAGACUGACCCUCACCUAUACCAAUUUUUUCAUGACAAAUCCAAAUAAACUACAAAAACUCAGUAGAAACAGGUGAAACCAUUCAGUAGCCUGGAAAAACUAUUUAGUAGCCUCACUCUUGAGAAAAUGGAAGUAGACUGUAUUAGCAUGUUACUUCUAUUUUCUGCAAUAAAGUUAUGUUCAAUACACUCCUGCCACAGGGCAUAAAGGAAUGAUACCAGGAUGAUGAUCAUGGGAUGUUCUAUUAAGUCUUAACAAUGGGAUUGGAACUCUUAGUUUCUGAUAAUGCUUUCACAUCUGAAUAAAGGAUAGAUGUGAUGUUCAUCAAACAUAAUAUCAUGUAUCAGUUACAGGAAUAGAAGUAAAUUGCGAUGCAAACAGAGAGUCUUGAAGAGUACUUUUCAGUAUGUCAA